GCGUGAGAAGUAAACAUUCAACAAUAUAUGAUUUUAAACUCCAUUUCUCGCCAAAAAAGGUAGAAAUUUGUGGAACUCUUGUACAUUUGAAAUGUCUAAGGUAAAUGUAAAUCCACCCGAUCAGGAAAAAGCGCAAGAGAUGAUCGUACCCAAUGAAACUGGCGAACCUAAUGAUGUUAAAGACUUGACAGUAUUCGUGGAAACGCUGUUGCAACAAAUGCAAGAGAAGUUCCAGAACAUGUCUGAUCAAAUCAUUAACAGAAUUGAUGAAAUGGGAUCAAGAAUAGAUGAUCUUGAAAAGAAUAUUGGUGAGCUUAUGUCACAAGCCGGUGUUGAUGAGCCAGAAAAAUGACCUGAUAUUAAAGUAGGCGCUCAACAUUUUUUAUGUUAUAUGUAUUUAUGUAAAAUGUAGUCAGCAAGAAGGCUGGAUUGUGUGAAAAAAGUAGUCGUGGAUGUAGGAACUGGGAAGGUUUUAAAUUGAAAUGCAUAUAUAACUGCAUAAGUAAACAUUGAGAAGGCGUGUAAAAAUUUUCUUUAUCUUUAUUUCACACCAUAAUUUUAAAUUCACUCAUGCUAUAGACACAUAUGAUCUUGUUUGUAUAAAUUACAAUAAAAAUUAUUUUGUAACA
Xenia sp. Carnegie-2017 is the source of this 629-nucleotide messenger RNA. Its product is annotated as heat shock factor-binding protein 1-like. Gene Ontology annotation, cellular component: cytosol; nucleus. The transcript has 4 exons. Gene Ontology annotation, molecular function: transcription corepressor activity. The record is from RefSeq and is a predicted model, not a curated record. Gene Ontology annotation, biological process: cellular heat acclimation. Lineage: Eukaryota; Metazoa; Cnidaria; Anthozoa; Malacalcyonacea; Xeniidae. Bases 92 to 352 code for a protein of 86 amino acids.